AUGUUCGCCGGCAGCAGAUCCUCCGUACGAUUAUGUCUCGUUAUUUUCUGCUGUCUCGUUGCAUCGGCACUGGCGAUCGAGGAGUCGUCGUCGAACGAGGCCAAAUUAACGUCGUUUAUGGAUGAUUUAAAUCGUCGGGACUCGAUCGAGAUAGUACCGAGCAUCGUUAGUUUGGACAAAAUUACAGAAGUAAACGAGACGAGCGAGAAAAAUAUCGAGGAAGAUCCGUUGAUGCGAAGGAUCGAUGCUUUUUUCGACAGCAGACGACUGUCGAUUCGAUUUCCCAGCGACGGAUCGUCCAGCGAUUUGUUCGGUCGAGCUUUGGGACGAAAGAGUUACAGCUUCGAAAUGAGGGGUCUGAUAAGCGGAGCUUCGGAACCUCGCACCAAGCUCAAGCGAAUCAUCGUGCCCAUCCUCCUCGCCCUGAAACUGAAGGCAGCCAUCGUCCUGCCGAUCAUGCUGACUCUGAUCGGCCUGAUCGGCAUCAAGGGCCUCGGCGCGGGUGUGCUGGCGCUGCUGCUCUCGGGCGCCGUGGCUCUCAAGGCGCUUCUCACGCCCUCGCACAUCCCGACCUCGUAUCAUCCGGCCAGGAUUACUUACGCGGCCAAACCCUACGUGGACGAUCAUUACGACAUUUACGAUCAUCAUCACGAUCAUCAUGGCGCUGGCGGCUGGCACAGAUCGCAGGAGGAUCUGCUGAGUCAGCCGCAGAUUCACGCCUGGACACCGGAACUCGUCGGUCUGCACCAGGAGCAGCAACAGCAUCAACAACAGUAUCUGCACGGCUAUCCGGAGCUGCCGGUGUGA
Trichogramma pretiosum is the source of this 807-nucleotide messenger RNA. RefSeq lists its product as uncharacterized. The transcript has 2 exons. The record is from RefSeq and is a predicted model, not a curated record. Lineage: Eukaryota; Metazoa; Arthropoda; Insecta; Hymenoptera; Trichogrammatidae. The coding region runs from base 1 to 807 and encodes 268 amino acids.